AUGCCUUCCUCUCCCUAUCUCGCAAAACUUGGGACCAACUAUGUGCCCAAGGAUGACGAGCUCGAGCACCUAGCCGUGGUCAUUUCCAAGCUUGGAUCGGAUUUGCAAUCGCUAGCUGUCGAUGGUGGAGAUUUGGAUACACAAGAAAGCUAUCAGCAACAAUUUGAAGCCAACAGGGCGCUUAUGUCGCCUCUUCGUCGAAUGCCCCUCGACAUAAUACAAGAAAUAUUCGCUUGGUGCCUACCCAUGGACGAAAACUACCGUAUGAACGUGGAUGCCGCGCCCCUCUUGCUGGGACGCAUAUGCAGCUCUUGGCGCGAAAUCGCCUACAGCACGCCCCUUUUGUGGUCAAAGCUUCACGUCGAAGAGCCUGAGACGUAUUCUUAUGGCGGGAGAAAAAUUCAACCCACCAAGCCACUUCUGGCCAAGCUGCGUGGCCGCCGGGAGGCAACUACAGAGUGGCUUAUGCGGUCCGGUUCAUGCCCUUUGUCGAUUUCUUUUGCGUGCAGGGAGCAGUUCGCAGACUUCGAACGGUCCAUCCUCCCAGCCCUUGUUCCAUUUACAUCGCGUUGGGAGCAUAUCUCGAUUACAGCCACCACAGAGAUCCUUCCUCACAUCGCUCAUAUCACUGCGGAAGAGGUACCUCUAUUGAAGUCUUUGCAUCUUGUUGAAAUAUUCGCAAACAACCGCCUUGGCCUCGUUGAACGACCCUGGGAGCUCUUGGCAGCACCGAACUUAACGACCCUUCGCAUGUUGAUGCACUUCUUCGAUGAAUCGCUCUUCACUGUCCAGUGGGCGAACCUGGUCAAUCUUGAAAUCAGCCUGGUUCCCACAAGUCAAUUUGACACCCCAAGCAGCCAACGAGCCUUUGACGUCGCUGCUCGCUGUCCCAAUCUCCGCGUUUACACGAUCACGCUACAAAAUUUCGAUGAUUUUACUCCGCCAGACUCGGUGCUCGAACUUGCGUACCUCCAUACUUUCCAUGUCUUGAGUGUCGGCGGGCUCCAUUCAUGCGUAAAAGACCUGCUCGCUGGCCGUCUGCUCCUUCCGAAACUGCGCGACCUCCGCUGGCAUGGAAAAGCUCCCUGGCAAAUGCCACUCGACCUGUCGUACAAGCCAUUUUGCUCCGCUGCUCGAUAUAUCGAGGUCAUCGACAUAAGCUUCGAUCUCUUCACCAAAGACACGUUAGCCGAGUUCUUCGGACUCAUUUCACGCACCUUGCGCAAAGUAAAAAUGUGGCCCGCCCAUAAUAUGGGCCCUGAGGGCUCUGAGGUCGUCUUUGAUGACGACAUUUUGCAUAUGCUCAGCUCGGUCGUCGAUUACCCAUCUCUGGAAGACCUUGAUAUCUCUUUUGGUGCUUUCUCUGAACAGGCACUACUCGAUUUCGUUGCCGUUCGAAUGAAAGCGCAGAAGCUCAAGCAUGUUGCUGUGACGUUCCGCGACCCGAAGACGUUGGAUGUUUAUCCCAUGCUGCGGCCGUUCCUCGACGUGGGCUUGCAUGCAACGGUCGGAUACCGUCCGGCUGACGAUGAUGACGACGAUGACCUCUAG
Molecule: messenger RNA, 1551 nt
Organism: Mycena indigotica
Lineage: Eukaryota; Fungi; Basidiomycota; Agaricomycetes; Agaricales; Mycenaceae
Product: F-box domain-containing protein
Exons: 1
Coding region: 1-1551 (516 amino acids)
Source: RefSeq, a predicted model, not a curated record